Dermacentor silvarum is the source of this 2545-nucleotide messenger RNA. RefSeq names its product phosphatidylserine lipase ABHD16A-like. The coding region runs from base 117 to 1817 and encodes 566 amino acids. The transcript is spliced from 21 exons. The record is from RefSeq and is a predicted model, not a curated record. Gene Ontology annotation, molecular function: monoacylglycerol lipase activity; glycerophospholipase activity. Gene Ontology annotation, cellular component: endomembrane system. NCBI's taxonomy places the organism in Eukaryota, Metazoa, Arthropoda, Arachnida, Ixodida, Ixodidae. Gene Ontology annotation, biological process: phosphatidylserine catabolic process; monoacylglycerol catabolic process.
CGCCUUGCCGAAAAGGCAGAAGUCAGAGCGAGGUGCGAGGUGCACCGAGUGCACCUUGUCGAGGUGUUGUCGUGUUGUGUGGGUUUGUUUCGUCUUGAGUUACAUGCUACUGAGUUAUGAGAAUGACUGGAAGCUUUAUAUUCAAGUAUAUAUAUGGACCUCGUCUUUAUAGGAUUCACAAAACUGCAGACCGUGAGGGCCGCAGCUAUGAGCCAAAUGGAGUUGAAGGGUACAGCGAUAAUAUAAUACGAUCCGUAAGUUUUGCACUUUCACUGGCAUGGUCUAUAGGUGUCUACACUUCACCUAUCAUCGCUGCAGUCUUGUACCGCAGAGGUUAUGUCACAUUUGAAGGUGUUUAUGCCUUGACCAGGCUGGCAGGUGUCAUAUGCGUGGUCAUGGUUGGCACCAUUUGCUUGAGAGGCAUCGGGCGUAUUGCCAGUUCCGACUAUGGUCAGUUCUUGCGAGCCCUCCAGGCUGCACAACAAAAUCUAAGCAAGGAGUCAAAGACAGAGCUUGCCAAAUAUGACAGUGAGUUCUAUGCCUGGCCAAUUGACUUCCGUUGGAAUGACCCUCUUGUGGACAAGAGCAAACCACGUGUUGAAGUCGAAAUCCAACCAUCAAAACGAGGAAGCUUUUUUGCAAGCUUGCGUGCCUUGCCAUGUGAGAUACUGAGUUACAUUGCAGUGCACACAUUUGGUCGAAGAAUGAUGUAUCCUGGAACAGUUCAACUGCUCCAGGCAGCAGUUGCACCUAUGCUCAUUCAGGGUAGAGCAAGACUGAUUGAAGAGCAUAAUGCCCUGCGUCACAAGUUGCUCACCCGUGAUGGGAAUGAGAUUGACUCUGUGUUUGUGGACAGGAGAAAUUCCAAUGUCUAUGCAAAUGGAAACAUUCUGGUUGUGUGCUGUGAAGGCAAUGCUGGCUUUUACGAGUAUGGCAUUGCAACAACCCCCAUUGAGGCUGGGUACUCUGUGCUGGGCUGGAACCAUCCUGGCUUUGCUGGGAGCACAGGAGUGCCUUUUCCAGACCAAGAAAAGAAUGCUGUGGAUGUUGUGAUGCAGUUUGCUAUACGUCGGCUGGGCUUUGCCCCUGAUAGCAUCAUUGUGUAUGCAUGGUCAAUAGGAGCUUUUUGUGCCACCUGGGCAGCCAUGAACUAUCCUGACAUCAAGGGGCUGAUACUGGAUGCUACCUUUGACGACGUUCUCCCCCUGGCUGCAUCCAAAAUGCCUCCUAGCUGGGAGCCUAUUGUGAGGCGAACAAUCAAAGGGUACCUGAACUUAAACAAUCUGGAGCAACUCAACAGAUACGGAGGCCCUGUUCUUAUGUACAGACGAACACGCGAUGAAAUCAUUUCAACACAGGAGACGGCACAAAUCGUGAGCAACCGGGGAAAUGACCUGCUGAUCGGUUUUUUGAAACAUCGAUUCCCAAAGCUUGUGACAGAAGAGACUCUUUGGGCACUUCGAGACUGGCUUUCAGGAGACAGGGGUCACCAAAUGGUUCUUUGGAACGAAGGUGGUGUGGAUGAAGAUGCCUGCAUGGAGAAACUGGCGUCUUACAUCAGGGAGAAUGGUCCAUCGUUCCCUAUGCUCAUUGGAGAUGGCCUGAAUGUUGAUGUCAAGAUACAGCUGAUACUCUUCCUGGCUCGCAAGCACAUGGUGGACUUCAACUCUACCCACUGCACACCAUUGCCGUCAGGGCUGUUCCAGCCUCCAUGGGACCUGAUACAAGCAGCUGACCCCAACGGUCGAGGUGCGGAUGGCUUUUGCCGCGUGUCAGCCGACAUGUGCGGUCCACCCCCUUCGGGAGAUGCGCCUUGAAAAGGGCCUUUCGCCAGCGCUACCACUGCUGAGCGGACUCCACCACCUCCUCGAGCCAGAAUGUAGAAGGAUGUGCUUUUGUUUGGUCCUGGAUAACCUCACAUGCCCCUGGAACCAUUUCGGCACUUGUGUAUUGUGGUUCUUGUCUAAAGUCCUUGAUCCUUAAAUGGUUACCCUUAGGGGAGCAGGAGGCUGUGCUUUCAAGUUUUUUUUCUUUUUAGCACAAUGUUUGUGCUUUUUUUUUAUAAAUGUAUUCUAUGCGUACACUGUGAUAUGACUAACUGCAGAGUAAGUGGUUCAGUAUUGUCUGACAGCAGCUGGGUUCUGUACAAUUUGUAUUUUUUAAAAGGUACUUCUAAAGGCUCUUGGCUAGUUCUGCCUCAAGUGGGAAGGUUAGGUGGAUGUUAGAACCUGUGUAACUUUUUUUUCUCCUGCAUUUUACAUUCCCAUGGCAAAUCCUCAUUUCGCACAAAAUCUGUGUCAAAGAACAAAAAGUUACUGAAAAUGUGUCAUUAAAUGUUAUUUCUGGGAACUGAGUGGUGGACACUCAUGAAAAUAGUCAUUUCUUGCCCUUUCUUAUAUGUUGGCCAACAAUUUUUUUUAGUUUUUUUUAUCUUUUGAAGUAGUAUUUGAACUACUCAUGCAUAUAGCAUAACCAUUGUGCUGCGCAUGUUAACCUAUCGUUACUGCAACUGCUUUUUAAUAAAUCCACUGAUUUUAAAUACACA